Messenger RNA from Bacillus rossius redtenbacheri, 2480 nucleotides. Its product is annotated as trypsin alpha-3-like. Bases 47 to 805 code for a protein of 252 amino acids. Gene Ontology annotation, biological process: proteolysis. Gene Ontology annotation, molecular function: serine-type endopeptidase activity. The transcript is spliced from 5 exons. The record is from RefSeq and is a predicted model, not a curated record. Lineage: Eukaryota; Metazoa; Arthropoda; Insecta; Phasmatodea; Bacillidae.
CCAUAUUCUCGCAGGUUGAGGCUCCACAUCACACUACAAGUUCACAAUGAACAUCCUCAUAUACGCUAUUAUUUUGCGUUUUCUCAUGUCCUGUCAUGGAUCAGUAGUUCCUCUUGGUGUCGGUACACAGACACGUAUCAUUGAUGGUAGUGUGAUCGACAUAGAGAAAGCACCUUACCAGGCGCAGUACGAGCACAUUGGCAUCCCUACAUGCGGUGCAACGAUCAUAAGUCCAGCCUACGCCCUAACAGCUGCACACUGCACGAUCAGGUCCAUCGUCAGCCUGGUGACCAUCAGGGUCGGCAGCUCGACCAGGGCCCAUGGCGGCUCCAUGCACGACGCCGUGUUCAUCAUCAGGCACGAGCGGUACAGCGCCAGCCCGACUAUCGAGUACGACAUCGCCAUCGUCAGGGUGGCCGCCGUGUUCAUGUACAACGAGCGCGUGCAGCCGCUCAAGAUGGCGACCGCCGCGCCGCAGGCCGGGGCGAGCGCCCUGGUGGCCGGCUGGGGCGCCGCGGCGGAGGGCGGGCAGCCGUCGGCGGAGCUGCGCGAGGCGCGGGUCUCCGUGCUGGGCCGCGCCGCCUGCAACUCCUCGCUGGAGGGGCGCCUGGGCGAGGCCUCGCUGUGCGCCGGGCACCUGGGCGCGGGUUCAGGCCUGGGCGACAGGGACCUGGGCGGCGGGCUGGUCUCCGGCGGCGAGCUGGUCGGCGUGGCCUCCUGGCGCGGGCCCCACCCCUCCUCGCCCGGGGUGUACGCCGACGUGGCCGCGCUGCGCGGGUGGGUGUACGCCAACUGCGGCAUCUAGCGGCGCCCGUGCACACACCGUCACGUGGUGCGCUUCAAGAGCGGUCUCUCGCUUCGGAAACAUCGACUCCUCCCUCUUUCAAUACAUCAGCAAACUCGCUUUACCCUACCAAAACCCAAAGAUUUAAGUUAUCGGCUUUUAAUCCUGAUUUUUCGAUCAAACCACACUGAUUUACAGCAGUUUUUAAAUAUAUUUAUUUAUUAUAGCGUGUAAAAAGGUUUGUAAGGUGGCAACGACUUAACUUCGAUACCCGCUACAAAGAGAUAUUUUAAUAGGGCCUAUAUAUGUAAUUCCAGUGACCUGGUGUUUGUUUCCAGUGAACUCUUCACCAAGUCAACCGAUUUCGACGAAUAUUGGCAUUUAUGUGUAAUUUUUUUCCAACUUGAGAGAUAGGAUUGUUUUUACUUCGAUUAAUGGUCUUAAUAAUUUAUAAUUAACAAUAAAUAACCGAUCGCCAUGGGUAAAUAAAAAAAUCAUUGAUCAUAAACAUACAAACAGUAAUUGUGUGACAUUUCUCUAUGUCCAACACACUUUCAUAAAGCGCUAUCCAGUUUGCUUUAACUCGCAGACAAUAAAGCUCCGUGUGUUAAGCCCGGGCAACGCCGGGUACAUCAGCUAGUUAUUUGAUAAAAAUUCGAUGUUUGGUUGGCCGGUACGCGGUUUGUUUCUUCUCAGGUUUCAGUGGUUUCUACUGGAUGAUUCCAAGUGAAGGAUCUUGUCCCACGGGAAGCUAGCCACCACCGACCAGCCCCUCGAGAUACUCUGUCUGCGUCAUGUUCGCGCUCCGGGUGUGGACGACAUACGUGGACAGGCUUGGCUGCCGCAUGUGAACCAUUUUAAACCUUUUUUCUUUUAGAGAUAUAACCCAGCUGUUUUUUUGGCCGUUUUUGAUGAACCGUGGGCGUACAGAUGUUCAGUAACAGUAUUUUUAAUAACCCGGUUGCGGAUAGCACUUAUUUUUAACACAAUCCAAUAAUAAAACAAACCAUGACAACUAAUGACAUAGCAUGUCUAAUUCUAAGAAACAGUAAAAAAAAAUUACCGUGAAAUAACAGGUCCUAUUAAAUCAUUAAGUAUAGGUAUUAUUUUCAGACAAAUUUCACAGAACAAAAAAAAAUUCUGACGCAUUUUGAAUGUAAGCUACAUCAGUCAAUAAAUUUUUAACAAUUUUUAAUGUACACAAUAAAAAUAAAAAUGUUUAAAAGAGUUAUAUUUAUGAAAUGAAUUAAAAAAAUUCUAUACUACUUGAAAAGGUCAGGUAGUAUAAAAUUUGCAAUGUUUUGAAAAUAUUAUGGUUAUUUUCUAUAGUGAAUUCUUUAAAACAAUGUGUGCUGUAUAAGAAUUUAUUGGAAACCCAGUUGCCCAACCGCGUCCGUUUAUAACUGCUAGUAAAAUUUAAUUUUUAACAUUUUACUAAACACUGCAAAGAAACAUGCAAAACUAAUGUAGUACCUAGGAUAUGAAUAAAAAGUACUAUAGUACGGUACUUCAUCAGUACAUAUUUCGCAGAAAUCAUAAUAUAAUAUUAUACAGUCUUGCCUUUUGUGUCCUAAAAAUGUUCGCAUACUUAUUUCUAGAUAUUUGUAAUAAUAUUGCAAUGAUUUUGCUUUUCAUUUUACAAUAUGAACUUAAAUGUGAACCAACUUAGAAAUAAUAUCUAUUUACUGCAAUUUAC